AUGACUGAAAACAAAGGAAACGAGUUAGAACUUGGGGAUUUAUCACCAUAUCCACUCCAUGAUGUUGUCGCUCACUUUGUUUCACGAUCAUUUUCUGCAUUAACAAACACUUUGGAAGUAAACAGCGAAGAUACAGUUCAUAAUCUUGAAUUAAUGCGUGUUCUUAACACAAUUUUCGUAAAUGCAACAAAAGUUCUUAUGCUAUUCAGAUGGAAUAAUAUCUAUCCUCAAUCUUCAGAUAUUUGCAACUAUUUGAUGGCGACAAGAGCACAAGCAAAGUUCAUCCAAGAUUACUUGACAAACAUGCUUAGAUUGUAUAACAGUGAAAUGGACCGUCUAAAGACUCCUAUGUACGAUGUAAUGGGUGCAAUCGAUGUUAUCGUUGGGAGAGGCUAUUCAAGACUUCCAUUGAUGAUCUAUCCACCUUUGGCAAUUCCUAAGUAUGAAAAAGAUCCUCAAGGAAUGCUUAAUCUCAUAAAAGAUAAACUUAUCACUUAUCUUACUUCGCAGACACUUCCAAUGCAUUCCCGUGUAACAUUCGAAAAUGGUGUAGCCAAAAUACACGUUCCAAAUCAAUAUAAUUUAUAUCUUUCAUACACAGAUUUCGAUAAAGAGCCAAAAGUCUCUAAAAUCGAUAUCCUUCUUCACGGCUUCAUGAAAUUAGAGGAAGGCGUUAAAUAUGCAGAUAAGAGAGGCGUUUCUUUUAUCGAUCCUUCUGUUGUUCAAGAUAUGAUCAACGCAAUCAACAAAAUCUUAGAAACCACACAAAGCCAUGGCUUCGAUCUUGUUAACAAAACAAUGUACAGCUUCUGCGUUGCAUUUGAAAUGCAGCGUUUGGUUAUUGAAGCAAAAAGAAUCCGAUCUCAAAUCCAAGGCUUCAACAGAGCCCAAAACAGACUUUCUCUCGUCAUAUUCAAGACACAGACAGUGAUUACCAUUACGAAAGAGCUCUCCGCCCUUCCAAUUGAACUUGAUGGCGAAAAGAUCGGAGACGCUUUCGGAAAAUCCAUCGACCAUAUCAUAGAAGAAUGCAAGAUUCGUAUCGCUAAUUCUUUCCUACGUUCUAUAGCCCACGAAAUGCCAAACAGCACGAUUUCUAUCGAUGACCGAAUUCCUGUCUUACAUUACGAAGGAACCGAAAUUUACAUCGAUAAGUGGUCGGGUAAUUACGUGGUCCGAAACUAUCCGGAGCUUUCUGCAGCUCUUAACGAAGGAAAUGUACCUUAUGUCGUUCAGGAACUUGAUAAGAUCAGAAAGAAUGAAGUGUUCCUGAAUCAGUCAUUUACUGAACCAUGGUAA
Molecule: messenger RNA, 1299 nt
Organism: Trichomonas vaginalis G3
Lineage: Eukaryota; Parabasalia; Trichomonadida; Trichomonadidae
Product: Mediator complex, subunit Med14 family
Exons: 1
Coding region: 1-1299 (432 amino acids)
Biological process (GO): regulation of transcription by RNA polymerase II
Cellular component (GO): mediator complex
Molecular function (GO): transcription coregulator activity
Source: RefSeq, a predicted model, not a curated record